CGGAGAUGACUGCCGCCACUGCCGAACCGGUCUUCUCCGCGAUAGUCUCUUGCCACAGUGCGCAGCCGGUGACGUGCCCACGUCGAACGUCGCGUGUCGUGUUUUCGCGUUUUCCGCGCCUCCUCCCUUCGCGCCCGACCGCUGCUGCAGAGUGCAGACACUAGCUGGACUACUUUCGUUCCUCGAGCGUCGCGCGCCAGCAAUCCGACGACGACGGCGGCCGGUUGUUCCGUGUUUCGUUGCCGUCCGGAAAAUGCGCGACGUCCACCGUCGUAUCCGCCGCCGUUGGACGUAACCUAACCAAUCCGACGGGAUGGCCCGCGACGCAAUCGUGCACGACGUCGACCUGCCGUCGUUGGAGUACGACGACGAGGAGACCGCUUACAUGGCCACGGAGACGCCUAGUUUCGACGCGGACGACGCGACGCUGGGCAGCACGUUCGUCAUCGUCGACGAGGACACCGUCUCCGACCCGGACGACGGGAUCGGCGAAGAGGACGACGUUUCGCCGCUGGUGCAUCGGCCGGCCACAGUCGCGGCCGCGGAUUCGCGGUCGCCGUCCGCGGCCGGCGGCAAGGUCAAGUUCUUGGACAAGAUCAAAGAGCACAAGAGCUACCAGAAGCUUUAUGAGCGGUGAUCGUAGGAAGUCGUGCUUCGGGGUGAAGAACCACCAGUAAUCAUGUCGCCAGAUUCAGGAAUUAAUGAAUUACAAGGUCUUAGCCUUGAAGAACAGGAAAAGCAGAAAGAAGAAUGGCAACAAGAGCUGAACAAGGUGGAAGAAGAAAUUAAGACGUUACGUGAAGUGUUGGGUUCAAAGGUGAAAGCAUCUCAAGAGCUUAGGCGUAAGCUUGGUUAUACUGUUUGGCAAGAGAUAAGUGAAGAUGUAUCACAGAGCUUACGAAAUGUUAAAGAGUCAAAUGUUUAUCAAAAUGUAGAAGACAAAUUUAGCCAAAUUGGAAAAGCUGUUGUUGACGCACCAAUAUUCAACUUUUCUUUACCAGAUUCAGACGACAUGCGCACCCCAACCAGGAACAUGGUUCUAAAACACUGUUAUCAAAAUGUAGAAGGCAGGGUUAAGCAGUUUGGAACAGCAGUCGCCGAAACGCCAAUCUAUCAAAAAACCGAAUCGGUUGUAAAAACAACUGCUGAGAAAGCUACUACAAUAUUUGGAGGAUUUGGCAGUGGUCUUACAACCAAACUUGGUCAAAUCAAGAAUUCUGAAUCAUUCCGUUCUUUUGAAGAAAAAGUGGGUUCAGCUUUGGAAAAUGUUAAGACAAAAGUGGCAUCUAGAUCUAACUCUAUGCAGAACUUUGAUGAGAUAUUGGAGGAAGAAACUCGUUUGGCAAAUGAAGAAAAACGUUCACGAGAAGAACGUGAGGCAGCAACAAAAUAAGUUUUUGUUAUCAUAAGUCAUCUCUCUUGUACUUUGACAUUUAUCAUAAUUGUGCAAUCUUGGUCACUUAAGUACAGAUUUACCUUAAACUAGGCACUAAAAAUUCAAUUUCUCACAAAUAUUUUUCUCCUGAAUUUAGUGUUGAA
Messenger RNA from Melanaphis sacchari, 1539 nucleotides. RefSeq lists its product as uncharacterized. The transcript has 7 exons. Gene Ontology annotation, cellular component: cytoplasm. NCBI's taxonomy places the organism in Eukaryota, Metazoa, Arthropoda, Insecta, Hemiptera, Aphididae. The record is from RefSeq and is a predicted model, not a curated record.